GACUUCUCAUUCCUGGGAGAAAAAGUCACUCUUGAAAUGUUGGCUUUCAUGAAGAGGCUAAGAAUUAUUCUUUAACUAAUGGAAAAUGGAAGAAAAUAAAGAUACUGAUUCAAAAGAAAGUGGAGAAUAUGAAGAAGACUUUGAAAAGGACCUGGAGUGGUUAAUUAAUGAGAAAGAAAAAAAUGGUGCCAGCAUAAUGGAGAUGGCUUGUGGGAAUGAAGAGAAUAUUAACCAAGAAUUAAAAGAGAAUGAAACAGAAAUAGAACACACCAAACAGCUUUCUGAUCCUGACAAAUCUUUGAAGGAUGAGGUUUCAUCAAGAAGAAAUGACUUCAUUUCUGUACCAAGUAUUCAACCUUUGGAUCCCAUAUCAGAUUCAGAUAGUGAAAACUCUUUCCAGGAAUCCAAACUGGAAAGCCAGAAAGACCUGGAAGAGGAAGAGGAUGAGGAAGUAAGGAGAUAUAUUAUGGAGAAAAUUAUACAAGCCAACAAACUUCUACAGAAUCAAGAACCUGUGAAUGAUAAAAGGGAGCGAAAACUUAAGUUCAAGGACAAAUUAGUUGAUCUGGAAGUUCCUCCACUGGAUGACACUGAUACUUACAAAAAUCAUUUUGAAAAUGAAAGAAAUGUAUCUGGAAAACUGUCACAGUUAUGUAUUUCCAAUGAAUUUGGACAAGAAAAUGUGCUCCUGUCACUGACUGAUGGAAGUUGUGAAGAAAACAAGGAUGGGAAGAUACUAGUAGAGAGAGAUGGAAAGUUUGAGCUUCUGAAUUUACAAGACAUUGAGAGUCAGGGGUUUUUGCCUCCCAUUAAUAAUGCUAAUAAUACAGAAAAGGAGCCUCAGCAGUUAUCACCCAGAUCUUCCAACUCAUCUGUCAGUGGUGUCAAGAAAGAAGAGCCUAUAACAAGGAUUCAUGCUAUGGCUCACUCAUCAACAGAAGAGACCGUGGCUUAUAUCCCUCAACCACCUCCCAACCCCAAGACUCGUCCAAGCUCUGCGGCCAACUCAGAUCGAAGUAAGGGGAAUGGAAAAUCUAAUCACAAGACACAGUCUGCAAAUAUAUCUCCAGUGACCUCAACAUAUUGUCUUUCCCCUCGACAGAAAGAACUGCAAAAACGGCUGGAACAAAAGAGAGAAAAGCUAAAAAGAGAGGAAGAACAACGGAAAAUAGAAGAAGAGAAAGAAAAGAAAAAAGAGAAUGACAUGGUAUUUAAAGUAUGGCUGCAAAAGAAAAGAGAGCAGGUCCUAGAAAUGAGGAGAAUUCAGCGAGCAAAGCAAAUUGAGGACAUGAAUAGUAGACAGGAAAACAGAGAUCCACAACAAGCUUUUCGAUUAUGGCUUAAAAAAAAGCAUGAAGAGCAGCUGAAAGAAAGAAAGACUGAAGAACUGCGAAAGCAAGAGGAAUGCUUAUACUUCCUUAAAGGAACAGAAGGCCGUGAAAGGGCCUUUAAACUCUGGCUGAGAAGGAAACGGAUAGAAAAACUAGCAGAGCAACAAGCUGCCAAAGAAAGAGCUAGACAGCUCCGACUAGAAGCAAAGCAUUCUAAACACUUACAGUACCACCUAUAUAAUAUGCCAGAAGCCAAAUCUUUUCGUUUUACUGAUCCUUACAACUGACAGUAUCUAUUAAAUACUUCAUUUGGAAGCUGCUAUCCUCCGAGUUUUGCAUAUCAUUUCUUAUGGCCUGUGUGCUUUGGUCAUACUCUGAAUUAUGGAAAUGGUACAUAUCUUUUGGUGAUGUUGACAGUGAAUUUAUCUUUUAUUUUUUAACACUAGAACAAAAUAAAUUUCUUCUCUCGCAGUGUUGUAA
Molecule: messenger RNA, 1811 nt
Organism: Ceratotherium simum simum (southern white rhinoceros)
Lineage: Eukaryota; Metazoa; Chordata; Mammalia; Perissodactyla; Rhinocerotidae
Gene: CCDC181
Product: coiled-coil domain containing 181
Molecular function (GO): microtubule binding
Source: RefSeq, a predicted model, not a curated record